UUUGAAUUUUAGAACUUUUCUGUGUUUUUCUGCUUCCUUCCGCUUUCAAAUGAUAAAUAUUCGAAUAUACAGAUAUUUGAAGCGUUCUACAAAAAAAGAUAACAUACAAAACUAUAUCGAAAAGUGUGCACUGGGAGAUUGGUUUGUGCUUUAUCAACUGAGUAAAAACUUUCACAGAACUUUUUUUGUGGACUUUGUUACAGAACUUAGCUUCCUGGACGAGGACACAGAAGAGGAGAAGGAUAUAGAUGAUGCUGUAUCUUUACUCAUCAGACCCAGCUACAGUGCACAAGUAUCAGAAGAUUCUCCAGAUGCAUCUAAGUGAACUCUGUUCUUCUAUUCCUCAGUAUUUUAGUUAAUAUAAUGUUAGUAUUGCUUCUAAUUAAUAAAUGUAGUUUUAUCGUUUUUAA
Molecule: messenger RNA, 410 nt
Organism: Eurytemora carolleeae
Lineage: Eukaryota; Metazoa; Arthropoda; Copepoda; Calanoida; Temoridae
Product: innexin inx2
Exons: 6
Coding region: 50-325 (91 amino acids)
Source: RefSeq, a predicted model, not a curated record